CAAAAAGUACAAUGCAAUUUCAGUCAACAGUAUUAGCUGCUCUCGCAGCAUAUGUGACUGGCGCUGAACUAUCAGCCACUCGAGGCGAUUUCCAGCAAGUAUUUGCCAAUGCCGUAAAUGGAGAUACCAUUACGUUAGAGGCAGGUGAAUAUGCCACCAGUGAACCCAUUGUUUUAGACAAAAAGCUCAUCAUUAAGGGUGAUGGAGCGCUAUUUGUAGUAUCAGAUCUUGCUGCCCCGGUGUUCGCGUUCGGAAACAUGGAGGGCUACAGUUCUACACUAAAUGGAUUGUCGGUUGGUACACCAGGAGCUGAAGCUUGCGAUCUGGCCGAACCAUACGCUCUUAGAGCGAAUUUCAGUAUCGAAAUCACAGGCGCCACCGUUGCCAACAACAAGGUCAAUCUACAAACCGACGUAGGAGUGUGGCAUAACGAGCGCAAGUUGAAUGACUUCUACUUUGCUGAUUGUCACUACGCAGUAGAUCAUCCUGCGAAGAUGUCUGGUGGUAGAGGCGCAAUGGGAAGAGUACAUACAUGCAGUAGUGAUGAGGAUGACCUACGUCUAGCAGUCACUCAUGAGGGUAACGCAGUGACCAACCUACUGAUACAAAUUGACACAGUCCGCAAUGUAGCAGCUACUAUAAAUGCUAAAUACAAAUCCGCCGAUAUCGGAGCUGCUAUCAAUUUAGUGGAUGUUGGUUUCUUCGAUGGUUGGAAUCACUCCAAAAUUCGCCUGGAGAUUCACUUACCCGCUCCAUUCACUAUAAUCAAUACCGAAGGAGUUGUUGGUCGAGUGGAGGAAAGUUCUGAGUCUGAAGUGAGCGCGCUCUCGUCAUAUAUUGUAGACGCGUCCUGCAACGAACAGGCUAUCGGGGAUGGUUGUAUACAAAAUGUCGUUUUUGAUAUUAUCGCCUGCGACUUAAUUGGCGAGUAUUCUUUAGAUAAGCUCAUGAUUGCAUGUCAAGAGACAGACGAGAAUGAUAAUCCCGCUAAGUGUCCCAACAUAGAUUCAGCUCCCGCCACAGUGCAAUUUUUCAUUGACACCAAUAGUUUCUGCGAAGUGGAGGAGUUCGAGUUAGAUGCUCUCUUCGACUUAUCCAUUGAAGUCUACGAUUCCGAGGCCUAUGAUAGUCCUGAAACCGUCUUUGACCUUGGAUCUAUGUCAUACCGGCAGAUCACUAUCGAUACUUCUGCCAGUGGAGUGUCUCUAUACAAUGCCGAGGUCAUCUAUGUAAAGCGGACUACUGACGGUGAUUGCUCCUCAUUUGAAGGCUAUCUUGGUGAUGUUUCCGACGGCAACCCCGAUUUCACACAGACCUACGAUCCGGCUGCACAGACUAUCUCCAUGCCUCACCAAGUUAGAGCUCAGAUGGCGUGUGCUACAUCAGACCGCACCGGCAAUGCGAUCACUAUGAACUACACAGUGCUAGAUGAUUAUGAUGAUGGUUCCGCACGUCGUAGUCGUUCUCUCGACGGCAUGACAAGCGUGAUGCGGGCGAGGUUGCGGUAGAUAAGGAGGCUGGUGUGCGCUUCGCGGCCGCAGAUUUAAUUCAAGCUGCCUACGAGGAGGAA
This is a messenger RNA of Sphaeroforma arctica JP610, 1570 nucleotides long. RefSeq lists its product as hypothetical. The record is from RefSeq and is a predicted model, not a curated record. NCBI's taxonomy places the organism in Eukaryota, Ichthyosporea, Ichthyophonida. The transcript is spliced from 2 exons. Bases 12 to 1508 code for a protein of 498 amino acids.